Nilaparvata lugens (brown planthopper) is the source of this 1605-nucleotide messenger RNA. Its product is annotated as tigger transposable element-derived protein 1-like. The record is from RefSeq and is a predicted model, not a curated record. Gene Ontology annotation, cellular component: nucleus. The transcript has a single exon. Gene Ontology annotation, molecular function: DNA binding. Lineage: Eukaryota; Metazoa; Arthropoda; Insecta; Hemiptera; Delphacidae. Bases 1 to 1605 code for a protein of 534 amino acids.
AUGCCAUCUCAUUAUAAGAGAAAGACUGACCAUCAGUCAUGGGAUUCGGAGUUCAUGAAACAAGCAAUACUGGCUGUGAAGAGAGAAAAAAUGCCAUUUGCGACAGCUGCAAAGCUGUUCAAUGUACCAAGGAAUACUCUCAAACGUAGAGUGCUUGACAAAAAUGUCUAUGCAGUUGAAAGCAAGAAGGUUCUGGGCAAAUAUAGAAAUGUUUUCAGUGAGGAACAAGAACAGGAGCUCUGCGAAUAUAUCAUUGACAUGGAGAGACGAUUCUAUGGGUUGACUCAAAAUGAACUACGGUGUGCAGCCUACAGCCUUGCAGAAAAAAAUAAGAUUCCACACACAUUCAACCAUGAGAAGAAGAUGGCUGGCAAGGAUUGGGUAGCCGGUUUUAAGAAGAGACAUCCUUCUAUCAGCCUGAGGACACCUGAAGCAACAUCCCUAGCAAGAGCUCAAGGAUUCAACAAAGUGAAUGUGUGCAAAUUCUUCGAAAUUUUAAAGACUGUUCUAGACAAGCAUUCGUUUCCUGCUCAUAGAAUUUACAACUGUGAUGAAACAGGACUUUUAACCGUUCAAAGUAGAAGUACAAAAGUUUUUGCUUUAAAAGGCAGGCGGCAGGUGGGAGCAAUCACUUCUGCUGAUAGAGGUCUACUCUCAACCUUCGAAGUAUGCAUGUCUGCUGGGGGAACUUUCAUACCUCCUUUUGUAAUAUUUCCCAGGAAAAAUAUGAAAGCAGAGCUGACAGAUGGAGCUCCUCCUGGCUCAGAAUUUGCAUGCACUCAAAGUGGCUGGAUGCAAGCAGAUAUUUUUUUAAAAUGGUUUGAACAUUUUUUGAAUCAUUCAAAGCCUUCAGCGGAGUCACCGGUGCUCCUCAUAUUAGACGGGCAUGCCACACACACUAAGAAUAUUGAUUUCAUCAACAUGGCCAGAGAAAAUCACAUGACUGUGAUAUGCUUGCCUCCCCAUUGCAGCCACAAACUGCAGCCUCUGGAUGUAUCCUUCAUGGCACCCUUCAAGGCAUAUUACAUUCAAGAGUGUGAAAAGUUACUGAGGAAUAACCCUGGACGAGCCAUCACACAGUUUCAAAUCAGCAGACUCCUUGGUGAAUCUUUUUUGAGAGCAGCUGUUCCCUCAACAGCCAUCAAUGGUUUCCGAAAAUGUGGAAUUUUCCCAUUCAAUCCAGAUGUUUUCCAUGAUUAUGACUUUCUACCAGCUGAUGUGACUGAUAUCCCAAUUAUGGAAGAGAAAGAAGAAAAUCAAGAAACAAAAGAAGAUUCUGGACCUAGUGGUGUGAAUGAAGAUAUGAAUAGAAGCUCAUUUAAUGUUUCUCCUAGAGAGAUUUUGCCUCUUCCAAAAAAAUCCCAGAUUGUGCAAAAAAGGCAAAACAGAAAAAAAGGAAAGACAGCAGUCAUAACAGGAAGUCCUUACAAAAAUGAGUUAUUGGAAGAGAUGCAGAAGAGACAGGAGAAUGUCAAUAAAAAGAUCCAGAAAAGGAAUGAAAAGAGAAAUAUUGCGCCAAAACAGAAGGAAAAGGGAGCAGUUUCUAGAAAUGUAGGCAAAUCAAAAAACCCGAAAACAAGAAAAUCAAUCACCAAAAAAAAUUGA